AAAACCAGAGAAAGGUAUGCGCUACCUUAUAGAGCAUCGGUUUGUUGAGAAUUCAGCGAGAGCAGGAGCAAAAUUUCUCAUUCAGAGGAAAGGACUGAGCAAGCAGAUGAUUGGCGAAUAUUUGGGAAAUUUGCAGAAUCAGUUUAACCAAGAUGUAUUAGAGUGUUUUGUGGACGAGAUUGACCUCUCAGGCCUUCAAAUAGAUGUUGCUCUCCGUACGUUCCAAGGAUUUUUUAGAAUGCCGGGUGAAGCACAGAAAAUAGAACGUCUGAUGGAAGCUUUUGCGAGACGCUACUGCGAGUGCAACCCAGAUGUGAUCAAGAAAUUCCGCACAACAGACACAGUUUUCCUUCUGGCGUUUGCCAUAAUUAUGCUAAACACUGAUCUUCACAGUCCCAAUGUGAAACAGGAAAGAAGAAUGAAAUUACCAGAUUUUAUCAAAAAUCUCAAAGGAAUUGAUGACGGUGAUGAUGUAGAUGCUGAUCUACUGGCUGGAAUAUUUGAGAGGAUACGACAGUCUGAAUUUAAACCGGGAGUUGAUCAUGUGACCCAAGUUAUGAAAGUUGAGCAGACGAUUGUGGGAAAGAAGCCACAAUUAGCCCAGUCUUCCAGACGCCUGGUGUGUUAUUGUCGUCUCUAUGAGGUGAAUGACCCGACAAAGAAAGAGAAAAUUGGACUCCACCAGCGGGAAAUAUUCUUAUUUAAUGACAUCAUGGUGGUCACAAAGAUCUUUGCCAAGAAGAAGACCAGCAUCACUUAUAGCUUCAGACAGUCCAUUCCAUUAGUGGGAACUCAGGUCUACCUCUUCGAAACUGCACAUUAUAAGCAUGGAGUCCGCUUGAUCUCUAGUCUAGAUGGGAAACCACUCAUCACUUUCAAUGCCAGGAAUGAACAUGAUAGAACCAAAUUUGUGGAAGAUCUCAAAGAGGCUGUCUAUGAGAUGAAUGAAAUGGAAGCAAUGAGAAUAGAUGAAGAGAUCCAGAAACACAAUCGCCACAGUAGUGACUCAGGGGUGGUCGAUAUUGAGCUUCUCAAACCGUGUGAUCCCACACCGAACAGAUUCUCUGCUCCCGAGCUCAAGAAGAGUCAGCUAACAAAUUCUCUAACUGAUAUUACAGAUGGUGCUAUAGCUCAAAGAAGAGGGAGUGAGGGAUCACUGGACAGCGGCAUGGUUUCUGCCAGCUCAGCAUCCAAUAUGGCAAAAGAAGAAAUACAAAACCAGACAAAGUCUCCAAAAACCACUUCCGGUUCCAGAUUGUCAGCAUUAUUUGGCAAGAAGUCCAGACCCUCCAAGAGCCAGCUUAGACAGUCCACUACAGAGUCUUCAGAAGCAUAGCUUUGCUGUUAAAAUUCAGAUACAGUGCACCCUGGCAAAUAAGAACCUCAUUUAAACUGGGAGCUUUCAUAUAACAUACUGAAUAUGAAAGUCUUGGUCGUGUUGAACAAAGAUCUGCACUAUGUAUGCAUAUAAGGGGCAAAAAAGCCAGUCCCUGUUUGUACGCCAUUCAAAUAUAUGACUUUGUCUUAACAGUUUGAUCCUUCCCUUGUUUGCUUGAUGUUUCCAUGGUAACAUGAAGCACUUGAAGAUGUUUCCGUGGUGACAUGAAGCUAUUUCCAUAGUGACAUGAAGCUGUUUUUGUUGUAUACUUUAGGAGCUAUGGGCAUUAACAGUAAUGUUUCGCCUAGUGUAAGAUGUUGCUGUACAUCCUGAAGCUGCCUUCUUGGAGAUUCAGAAACUGUUUUUUAUGAGUUGGUAUCUCCACAUCAGACUGUUGCUGUCCAUAUUCCACAAGGCUGUUGUUGUUUUAAAAGGACAAUAUUGCUACUGUAACCAUGUUGUUGAAAUGAUUUUAACUGCUUCAUCGUAGCCAUCUUAAGUAUGUCUAUUGAAAUUGAAGUUUGCCUUACAGAGAAAGAAGACACACACAUAUACAUGCAUGCAUACAUACACACAUACACACAUUCACACAUGUCCACCUAGGAUUGCUUCCAGAAUUGUAUAGGUGCCAUUCAGAAAAGAUUAUUGUUUUUGUUAAUCACAUAAUUCUUCUUAAACUUGAUUUGAAUUAUUUUAUGAUUUUUCGUUACUUAUUUUAAACAUCAAGGGAAGGUGACAGCAGUAAUAUAAGUCGGAUGGUUUUACUGACAUUUGGUACCUUACAACAUUUGAAUAAGGAUGAAUGAAAUUGGAUUUUCUGAAGAUUGAGAGGUGUGAAUUAUGGAUUUGAGUGUUGAACUUAACAUGGAUGUGAGUUAGAUUAUCAGGCAGUUGUUUGUAAAACAUAAUGCCAUUCAAUCUGGUUUCAGUUCCAGUGUUGGUAUUUAUAGUUUUAAUAUAAAUACUAAGUUAUGCUGACAAUAGAAACAAUUUUUUGUAAAAAGAUUUUUGUAAAUAUAUUGUGCAAUUGUUUGAUAGAUGCAAGAUAUCCUUAAAAGGGACCAGUGUAAUUAUUGAAGACUGGUUUAUUCUUGGGUAUUUAUUAUUGAUAUUUAUUUGGUGCACUGCAGACAUGGCCCUUUAGAUCUGCAAAAAUUAUUGAUCUGCUCAGACCUGGUUGCAAUAUCUUGUAAAAAGAUCAGACUGCCUCAGACCUGUAGCCACAUAUAUUACUCCAUGUAUUAUAUACCAAAGAUUUUGAAUAAUUCCUAAGAUUAUGUACUUUGUCUGUUUGAGCAGGAUUACUGUUAAUUUGUACACUUGUUCCUAUUAAGAUGAGUUGAUUUGACUUGGAUAUGACUCUCAGAUUGAAAAGGAAUAAAAAUGAAGUAGAAAUAUUGAGCAAGCACGGUUGGGCAAAUAUUGAUAAGGGCUGUUGUUGCAUUUUAUUCACUUAGAAAUCAGCUGGCUGAUUCAAUGGUAGUUCACAUUGGCAGAAUUUAGACAAGUAAUUAUUGGUUAAAAUGAACCUGUGUUCCCAUUGCCGUUGGUGUUGACAAAUUAUUUCUUUAUUUAGCUGUUCCUGUUUAAUAACCUGAUUAUUGUAUAUAAUUGGACGCAUUUGCUAUCACACAAUAAACUGGUAUACC
Molecule: messenger RNA, 3027 nt
Organism: Lingula anatina
Lineage: Eukaryota; Metazoa; Brachiopoda; Lingulata; Lingulida; Lingulidae
Product: IQ motif and SEC7 domain-containing protein 1-like
Biological process (GO): actin cytoskeleton organization; regulation of ARF protein signal transduction
Molecular function (GO): guanyl-nucleotide exchange factor activity
Source: RefSeq, a predicted model, not a curated record